Messenger RNA from Ornithodoros turicata, 558 nucleotides. RefSeq lists its product as uncharacterized. The record is from RefSeq and is a predicted model, not a curated record. Lineage: Eukaryota; Metazoa; Arthropoda; Arachnida; Ixodida; Argasidae. The transcript has a single exon. Gene Ontology annotation, molecular function: nucleic acid binding. The coding region runs from base 1 to 558 and encodes 185 amino acids.
AUGACUCCGUAUCUUCCCCAGGCGAAUAUCACUGAAAGGGUGAAUCGCAACCUUAAGAGCAUCCUGGUGGGACUAACCUACAAGCAUAAGGAUUGGGAUGAGAGUCUACCUGAGUUGGCCUUCGCAACCUGGACGACGGUGAAUAGGCCAACAGGGUUCUCUCCAGUGUACCUGAACUUCGAGAAAGAGAUUAGUUUUCCGAUGGAGAACGUGCUGAGACAGACCACUUCAAUUGCUCGUAGCCUGUCGAAGUACGCGAGCGAGUUGCGUAGACGGCUCUCGGACGUGGUGACUUGCGCAAGAGAGAUCCUAGACGUCGCUCGCACUGAUCAGGCGCUUCAGUCCGAUAAGGGCCAUCAUGCCCUGUCGCACGAAGUAGGGGAUUUGAUCAUAAGCCGAACGGAUCCAUUAAGCGAUGGUGCGAUGGGUUUCGCAGCGUCGUUGGCUCAGCGUUGGGAGGGGUCAUUUCGAGUAGUGUCUUGGGUAUCCCGCCUGACAUAUCGAAUCCGCCGCAUGGAAACGGGGGAGGAGGCUGGUACCGUUCAUGUUGGUGAUUAA